This is a messenger RNA of Tinamus guttatus (white-throated tinamou), 1798 nucleotides long. The record is from RefSeq and is a predicted model, not a curated record. Lineage: Eukaryota; Metazoa; Chordata; Aves; Tinamiformes; Tinamidae.
UCACUUAAUUUUGCCUUUCUGCCUCAUUUUUCAGGUAUAUGAAAGACACGGCGCCACCAUGAGCGGAGUAUUGAAAAGGAAGUAUGAACAGCUGGGGGAUGACAGCACCUACUGCUCCUCCUCCUCCUGCUCCCCUCUCUCCUCCUCCUCAGCAUCCUCCGGCUGGGAAUCGGAUGAGGAGAGCUCCCAUGGAGAGACCAAGCCCAGCUCGGCCUUAAUGCCCAACUUCACCCCCACGUCCAUCCUGAAGAAAUCCAAGCGACUAAAGAAGAACAAUGUGGAGUUUGACCGGGUCACUGUGUUUUACUUCCCGCGCUGCCAGGGCUUCACGAGCGUGCCGAGCCGCGGCGGCUGCACGCUGGGCAUGGUGAGCAAGCACAGCUCCUCCAGGCAGUUCACGCUCGCAGAGUUCUCCAAGGAGCAAGAGAACGUGCGCCGGGAGAAACUCGAGGAGAAAUUAAAAGAAGAGAAGUUGGAAGCAUUGAAAUGGAAGCUGACCAUGAACGGCACGAAGGAGUCGGAGGAGGCCAACCAGCUCACCAUCGAAGACAUCUCUGACGACGACAUCGACGUGAGCAACGUGGACCUGGAGGACGGCUUCUUCCUGCAGCCCUACCCCGCCAAGAAGAGACGAGCACUGCUCAAGGCCGUGGGCGUGAAGAAGAUCGACAAGGAGGAGAAGCGGGAGCUGCACAACAUCCGCCUGUCACGGGAGGACUGUGGCUGUGACUGCCAGGAGUUCUGCGACCCGGAGACCUGCAGCUGCAGCUUAGCGGGCAUCAAGUGCCAGAUGGACCACACAUCGUUCCCCUGUGGCUGCACCAAGGACGGCUGCGGCAACACCGAAGGGCGAAUUGAGUUCAACCAGGCCCGCGUGCAGACCCACUUCAUCCACACCAUCAUGAAACUGGAGCUGGAGAAGAAGCAGCAGAGCAGCGAGAAAGCGGAUGAAGGUGCCGAGUCCUCCUUCCGGGAGCGGCUCCAUCAGUUCGGCUGCUCGGUAGGGAAGACCGCCUUUGAGGAGCGAGCGGUGCCCCUUACGCCGGCCUUCCAGUUCAACAUGGACCUGGAGACCAUCGGUGAGAACAGCUGCAGCAGUGACAUGACGGACUCCUCCAUCUCGUCCAGCCCCAGCGAGGACCUGGAGGAGCCCUAUGAGAAUGGCCCCUCUGACAAGUCCCAGUCGGAUAUUGACGAUGAUGGCCUAGCGCGGAUCCUCCACUUCAACGACUCGGACGUCGAGGACAACAGCGACAACUGCCAGGACAACUUGAGUUGCUUCCAUCCUGCGGAUUUCUUCAGCACUGGCAUCGAAGAGCAGUGUAUGGAAAAGGCCAAUGCAGUGGGGACAGGCUCUGGGCACGUGUCCCACCUCUCCGAGUGCCUGGACGAGAACGCCAACCAGGAUGCGAGCUGCUUCCUGGAGGAGGCCGCCCAUGCACGCUGCGAUGGGCUUUCGUGCUGCGCGGCAUCCCCGGCGGAGCCGUGCUCCAAGAGCUACACAGAUCUCAGCCUUUCCUCUGACUCCUUGGAUUUCUUUCAGUCCUUCUCAGACUAUAACUUGGGACCUCUUUAUAACUCCUUAAAGGAAUACGAAAACCUCGAUAACUUCUCCGCGUUGCAGUUUCAAUUGCCCAAUUUCCCGGGCUUCCCUCAAGCCGCAGAUCAGGGCUCCUGUUUCUUGGAGUCGCUCAUCGGCUUAUCUGAAUCUGUCCCCGAAACCCCAGCCCCGUUCACAGACAAUCAGCUUCUGGAAGAUGCCAUUAAGUCAUCGCUAAUGGAAACGGUGAAAGUUUAA